Molecule: messenger RNA, 479 nt
Organism: Trichomonas vaginalis G3
Lineage: Eukaryota; Parabasalia; Trichomonadida; Trichomonadidae
Exons: 1
Source: RefSeq, a predicted model, not a curated record
AUGCUUUCAAUAGAAAAAGAAAAUUCUAGAGUUGCUACAACUAAACCAUUAGAUGAACUUUUUACGAAUGUCGGUCAAAAGUUUGAGACAGAGACCGUAAAGCAUGAAGGCUAUCGUUUUGACUACCCAUUGAGAUGGCUAAGAGACCCAUCCGUCACAAAAGCUGUUGGCUUUCGUAGAAUGAAGUUCAUUUCAGAAGCCAUACAUGGUUUCCCAUUUACGGUCGGUUUUGAAGUUCGAUACUAUAACAAAGAAAAACAUACGUAUGAGAAAUUUGAACAGGGAAAACUUUUACAAGUGAAUUUGCUUGUAAACUUAGAAACAACUCUUCAAGCUUUUCAAGAAAAAAUAAACGAUAUCUAUCUCGAAUAUGCAAACCAGUUUAACAUUGACGAAGGAGAGUACCAUCUCGAUAUUUUAUAUGACAGGAAAAAUGCAACUGUUAAAAUCAAUAAAAUAGAAGACCUUGGAGACAACGU